This is a messenger RNA of Penicillium taxi, 1071 nucleotides long. RefSeq names its product J domain-containing protein. Gene Ontology annotation, cellular component: endoplasmic reticulum membrane. The transcript is spliced from 3 exons. NCBI's taxonomy places the organism in Eukaryota, Fungi, Ascomycota, Eurotiomycetes, Eurotiales, Aspergillaceae. Gene Ontology annotation, biological process: cellular response to misfolded protein. The record is from RefSeq and is a predicted model, not a curated record. Bases 1 to 1071 code for a protein of 356 amino acids. Gene Ontology annotation, molecular function: Hsp70 protein binding.
AUGUCGUCGGCCAAAGCAUCCGGCUCAGAUGCCAAUAAUGGAAGCGCAAAGUCGCGCGAUAACGGCACCCAAGAUCGCAAAGUCACCCCCGAACAGAAGAAAGAAGUAUUGCGCAUCCUUGGCUGCGGGUCUGAUUUCUACGUGAUUCUCGGAGUUGAUCUGACGAAGUACUCAAAAUCAGAAGUCACAAAAAGUGUUGUCAGAAAGGAGUACAUGAAAAGAAGUUUGUUGGUCCAUCCGGACAAAAACGUUCAUGAUCGUGCAGCCGAGGCCUUUAAGAGACUUUCACAUGCCGCCGAAGUUCUUAUGGACGCCGAUAAGAAGGCUCAUUUCGACAGAUUUGGAGCGGACCCUGAUGACAGAUCCAGUGGUAGACCAGGACCGGCAAGUGCUGGUGCAUCUCCAUUUGGAGGUGGCUUUGGAGGUGGCGGUGGUGGAGGCUUCGCCGAAGAGAUAUCACCAGAAGAGUUAUUCAGCCGAUUUUUCACUGGUGCCUUUGGUGGAGGAGGUGGUGGUUUCAACACAUUUGGUGGUCAACAAUUUGCGUUCAACAUGGGAGGUCCAGGUAUUCGCGUGCAUCAGUUCGGAGGGGCCACACCGCGACGACGACCUCGUAAUGCCGCGGGCGAUGCCAACCCUUCGGCUGGAACUCCUCCCGAUGCAUGGACUCUGAUCCGUCAAUUACUACCUCUCUUGGUUCUCUUCAUCCUCCCCCUCCUCUCAUCACUCUUUUCAGGCUCAUCUACACCCAGCGGCCCAACUUUUCGAUUCAAUAACGUUGACCCGUACACCCAGAGUCGCACAACAUCAAGGCUUAAUGUCAAUUAUUUCGUGAAUCCAACCGAAAUGGAGGAUCAUAGUCCUCGGAAAGUUCGGCAACUGGAUCAGCGUGUCGAAGUGGAGUAUGUGAACUCGCUGAAAUUUGCCUGCGAUCAUGAGAUACAUACACGGGACCGAAAGAUCCAAGAUGCCCAGGGCUGGUUCUUCCCGGAUGUAGAGAAGAUGAGGGAGGCGCGAGCAAUGGAAUUAAACAGCUGCAAUCGGCUAAACCAACUCAAGGGGAGAUACUAA